Messenger RNA from Colletotrichum orchidophilum, 501 nucleotides. RefSeq lists its product as uncharacterized. NCBI's taxonomy places the organism in Eukaryota, Fungi, Ascomycota, Sordariomycetes, Glomerellales, Glomerellaceae. The record is from RefSeq and is a predicted model, not a curated record. The transcript is spliced from 2 exons. Bases 1 to 501 code for a protein of 166 amino acids.
AUGGGCUGUGGUGUUUACCUCUUCCGCACGAAAAUCAAAGUGGUGGGAGAGGACGUGGGAAGCGUCGUGUGUGGGUGGAGGUUCCAGGCCUGGAUGGCUAGCAACCUAGCCACCACUCUUCUGCUGCUUCUGCUGGACCAGCCUGCAGCGCCAGAGACCGAGACGACCAUCGCACUCGAGAGCCAGACAGCCUCUCAGGAGAACAUCCGACCGACGCAUUCGACGACCCGCGACCAUCGCCAGGUCUCGUCUUACAUCUACCCGAUUCGACGCCAAUUUGCCCCUCCAUCGUCGCCGACUUCAGCGCCGAGCAAAAGUUGGAAUCGAUCCUGGUCGUUGAACCGCGCGGAUUUAAUACAACUAUAUUGGGGGGUUUCCAACCAACGCGGCCGCAACACCAACCCACUAAACGCCAUCGCCGCCGUCCUCGACUUGACCUCAAGGACCCAGUCUUUUACAACCACAAAACAAAUCGACACCCUCGCCCUGGAGUCGAUUUGA